Molecule: messenger RNA, 2508 nt
Organism: Glarea lozoyensis ATCC 20868
Lineage: Eukaryota; Fungi; Ascomycota; Leotiomycetes; Helotiales; Helotiaceae
Product: Metallo-dependent hydrolase
Exons: 7
Coding region: 1-2508 (835 amino acids)
Biological process (GO): urea catabolic process
Cellular component (GO): urease complex
Molecular function (GO): urease activity; nickel cation binding
Source: RefSeq, a predicted model, not a curated record
AUGCAUUUGGUUCCAAAGGAGCUCGAUAAGUUGGUCAUUUCCCAACUGGGCCUUCUUGCUCAGCGAAGACUUGCGCGGGGCGUCAAGCUCAAUCAUUCAGAGUCAGCCGCUCUUAUUGCGAACAAUCUUCAAGAACUCAUUCGUGAUGGCAAACACACUGUCGCCGACCUUAUGUCGAUUGGAUCGACCAUGCUCGGCCGCCGCCAUGUUUUCCCCUCAGUCUGCACUACCCUCACCGAGAUUAUGGUCGAAGGUACAUUCCCUACCGGCACCUAUCUAGUGACUGUCCACCAUCCCAUCGCAACCGAUGAUGGUGAUCUAGAGAAAGCCUUAUACGGUUCGUUUUUGCCCAUUCCAAAUAUGGGCAUUUUCGAGCUUCCAAAAGAGGAGGAGUAUGCGAUAGAGAAACAACCGGGCGCUGUGAUAGUUAAAUCCGGAAAGGUGACGAUCAACGAAGGGAGAAAACGCAUCAAGCUUAAAGUGAAAAGCAAAGGAGACAGACCCAUACAAAUUGGUUCACACUAUCAUUUUAUCGAGACAAACCCGCAGCUCGAAUUCGACCGCAUCAAGGCCUAUGGUUACCGGCUGGACAUCGCAGCUGGAACUUCGGUUCGUUUCGAACCGGGCGACACGAAGACUGUAACCCUGGUGGAGAUAGCUGGAAACAAGGUAAUCCGUGGGGGCAAUCAUAUUGCAACUGGUCCAGUCGACGCAUCUCGUGCAGAGGAAAUCUUGGAGAAUUUACAGCAAGGGGGAUUUGCUCACGCUCCAGAUCCAACAACCGAUUCCAAGUUAAUUGAAACUUUUGAAAUGGAAAGGGCAGCUUAUGCUACCAUGUUUGGACCCACGACUGGUGAUGUGGUGCGCUUGGGGUUCACUGAUUUAUGGGUCAAAGUAGAAAAAGACUUGACGGUCUAUGGCGAUGAAUGUAAGUUUGGUGGCGGUAAAACAUUGCGUGAAGGUAUGGGUCAAGCAACAGGCGUUUCUGACGACAUUUCUCUGGAUCUUGCGAUUGUGAAUGCCUUGAUUGUGGACUGGACUGGCAUAUAUAAAGCAGAUAUCGGCGUCAAAAAUGGGGUAAUCGUUGGUAUUGGGAAAGCUGGAAACCCGGAUGUUAUGGCUGGUGUUUCCCCUGGAAUGAUCGUCGGAUCUUGCACAGACAUAAUAGCCGGUGAAGGAAAGAUCAUAACUGCGGGGGGUUUUGACACCCACAUACAUUUCAUAUGUCCGCAACAAGUCACUGAAGCCAUCUCAUCCGGUAUUACAUCUAUGCUUGGUGGAGGCGUUGGGCCUAGUGCCGGUACGAGUGCGACUACCUGUACACCAGGAAAAAAUUACAUGCGUCAAAUGCUACAAGCAUGUGAUACGUUACCUGUUAAUCUUGGUAUUACUGGAAAGGGCAACGACAGCAACCCCUUGGCACUCCGAGAGCAGGUUACUGCUGGGGCUUGUGGAUUGAAACUGCACGAGGACUGGGGUACAACUCCUUCGGCGAUUGAUUCUUGUUUGACGGUCUGUGAUGAACUUGACGUGCAAUGUCUCAUUCACACAGAUACUCUGAACGAGUCUGGCUUCGUUGAGUCAACCAUCGCGGCGUUUAAAGACAGGGCUAUACAUACGUAUCAUACAGAAGGUGCGGGAGGUGGGCAUGCACCCGAUAUCAUCAGCGUGGUUGAACACGCCAAUGUACUUCCCUCGUCAACAAACCCAACACGCCCUUUUACACGUAAUACCCUCGACGAACAUCUUGACAUGUUAAUGGUCUGCCACCACCUGUCCAAGAAUAUACCCGAAGAUGUGGCAUUUGCGGAAUCCCGUAUCCGCGCAGAGACAAUCGCAGCAGAAGACGUGUUGCAUGAUCUAGGAGCCAUUAGCAUGAUGUCUUCUGAUUCUCAAGCCAUGGGCCGCUGUGGUGAAGUCAUCCUACGAACUUGGAACACGGCUCACAAAAAUAAAGUCCAGAGGGGGUUCUUGAAAGAAGAUGAAGGUACCGGCGCUGACAACUUCAGAGUGAAGAGAUACAUCAGCAAGUAUACUGUCAAUCCUGCUGUGGCCCAAGGAAUGGGCCAUAUCAUUGGUAGUGUCGAAGUAGGCAAGCUUGCGGAUUUAGUUGUGUGGGAUCCAGCUUGGUUCGGCACUAAGCCCAUGACAAUCAUUAAAAGUGGCUUGAUUGCUUAUGCUCAAAUGGGUGACCCGAACGCUUCGAUUCCGACGGUCCAACCCAUCAUAGCUCGUCCAAUGUUUGCCCCUCUUGUUCCGCAGACUUCGAUUCUCUUCGUAAGCGAGAGCUCUAUAUCCUCAGGUGCUAUUUCUAGCUAUGGGUUGAAAUCAAGAGUCGAAGCUGUAAAGAAUUGUAGAAACAUUGGUAAGAAGGACAUGAAGUUUAAUGAUGUUAUGCCCAAGAUGAGCGUCGAUCCGGAGAGUUACCGGGUGGAGGCCGACGGAGCACACAUGGUCUGCGAGGCUGCUACUAGUUUGCCCUUGACACAGGUUGCUUAUGUGUAUUGA